This is a messenger RNA of Amphibalanus amphitrite, 1626 nucleotides long. Its product is annotated as farnesoate epoxidase-like. The record is from RefSeq and is a predicted model, not a curated record. Gene Ontology annotation, molecular function: oxidoreductase activity, acting on paired donors, with incorporation or reduction of molecular oxygen, reduced flavin or flavoprotein as one donor, and incorporation of one atom of oxygen; heme binding; iron ion binding. Lineage: Eukaryota; Metazoa; Arthropoda; Thecostraca; Balanomorpha; Balanidae. Gene Ontology annotation, biological process: xenobiotic metabolic process. The coding region runs from base 10 to 1422 and encodes 470 amino acids. Gene Ontology annotation, cellular component: cytoplasm; intracellular membrane-bounded organelle. The transcript is spliced from 2 exons.
AACGUUUCCAUGGCUGAUUUCGCAGGUCCGUUCAGCUUUCCAUUUCUGGGGUACUAUGGCCAGGGUAAGCUCAUCAACAAGCUCCUUCACAAGGAGUUCGAGACCUUGGGCACCAAGUACGGCAACCUCAUCUUCUUCAAGCUCUUCAUGGACCAGCCGGUACUGGUUGUUCGUGGAUAUGAUUUGGUCAAGGAGGCGACGUCUAGCCGCGCCUUCUCGGGCGUGGGCCAGCCACUCAUGUUUCGGGAGGCGGCGCUCCACCGGCGGCUCGGGCUCAUCUUCUCGGACGGCGACAACUGGGGUCAGAUGCGCCGCUUCACCGUCCGUGCCCUGCAGGAGCAGGGUUUCGGGCGCAGCCGGCGCUCGGACAACAUCAACUCCGAGCUGGGAGAGGUACUGGCGCGGCUGUCGGCGGCGGCAGGCGGCGGGGGAGGAGUCCGCGUGCGCUACCUGUUCACGGCCCCGGCAGCCAACUCGCUGCUGCAGCUAGUACUCGGGGAGAAGAUGCCGGCGGACGGCCGACUGCAGCGCGCGCUGUACCUCGUCGACAGGAACACGGCCGCCUUCAGUCCGUCCUACCUGCACCUGGAGCUGUUCCCCUGGCUGAGACUCGUGGCGCCGCGGGCCUCCGGCUUCCUCGAGCUCCGACAGAGCAUCCUCGAGUUGGUACACCUGUUUGACCCGCAAAUCGAACGCCACAAGGCUGCUUUGGACGACGCUAAACAUCACGGGCCGCCCAGUGACCUGGUUGAAGCGUUUUUACGAAGACAGCGCGACUCCGUACCGCCUCACGCCUUCUCUAACGACAACCUCAGGGUUCUGGUGCGCGACCUGUUCGUCGCCGGUAUGGACACGGCCAGCACGGUGAUGGAGUGGGUGGUGAUGAUGCUGGUCCAGCACCCUGACGCGCAGGAGCGAGCCGCCGCUGAGGUCGAGGACGUGAUCGGUCGGGAUCGCGCCCCAUCCAUUGACGACAUGCAGACGCUACCCUACGUCGACGCCUUCAUCGAGGAGACGAUGCGGAUGAACCCGGUCCUUCCUGUGAUCCAGCACUCGACGACAUUCGGCUCUGCUUGGCUGGGUGGUCACCACGUACCGGCCAACUGUCGGGUCAUCUUCGACUUCCGCAGCGUGAUGCACGAGCGGUCCUUCUGGGGCGACCCGGACCAGUUUCGACCGGAGAGGUUCCUGGGACCGGACGGGCCGCGGCUGAGGGGGAGGAUGGCCGCCUUCGGGAUGGGUCUCCGGCGCUGUAUCGGAGAGACGCACGCGCGACAGGUGCUGUUCCUGUUCACGGCCGGGAUUCUGCAGCGGUUCAGACUGGAGUGUGUGGAUGUGGGGCGGUGGGAGACGAAUGGAGAUCAGCUGAGCCUGGUACUGAAGCCGCCGGAUAUCGCGGUCACCGUGGAACGCAGGAGCUGAGGAUUGGGACCCUUGGGCGUCGAGUCAGAAGACUCAUCUGAUGUCUACCCACGGCAGAAUGCUCUUUUCUUACCACUAGAUCGCUAGAUGUGAGGAUUAUGCGGCACAGUACGCGAGCUCCGAACCAGUCAGAUCAGUGUUGAAAGGUUGCAAAGUUAUUUGUUCAACGGUGACGGGCUUUCACGAUGAAUACACCAUGAUCUU